UACGAUCGCCGUUCGCGGAGCAGUCGCGCUACAUCAGUAUCUAAUUGUUCGCCCGUCCACAGGGUUCUCAAUAUCUCUCUUGUCAGUGUCUGUGACUGCGUCGACCGUAUCUUCCCCUGCCUCGUGAUACUUGGAUAUCUCGCCUGUCACACGGUGCCUGUUUACACGAAAAUUGCAUUUUUCUCAUCGCCGUGGAGUCACCGCGAUUCCUCUCUACGAGCGAAGUCGUCCCGCAAGUCCGUUUCACGAGGAGGAGGCACGCAACUUCCUCAUGCUCUUUGUGUUUGCUCCUUUCUGAAGAGAGUGUAAAACGGCACGCGCGCGACAGGUGAUUCCCGCGAAACUGCGACGAACCUCGUACCGUUCGUCAGCGGAAGCACGUGUUGUGUCGGAGGCCUUACGUCGUGUUUGGGAAAAUUCAAGUUCGGGAUCCCGGUGCUCGCACGGCUCAUCGUGACUCGUCCAUCGAUACAGAGACAAUAGAAUCCCGCGCGAGUUUAAGGACAGUGCCGGUUAUCUUCGUCCUGAAGAGACGGGUAACGAGCUAUCGCGAAACAUCUGCGGAAUAGCGAAGACCGAUCGACCGCCCUUCCCCACUCCCCCCCUUGUGCCGAUUCGGCGGAGCGCGUGAGCGAUCUUGCAUGGGCAUCGGUGCGCCCUGACGAAAACGGAGACGCAUCGCCGGUAAUCUUACGAGACUGGCAUCUCUAAAGUCGAUCCACGAAAACGACCCGGCAUCUCGAUGGUGGAGUGUACUAAUGUUGUAUAAUAGCAUGCAGUUCGCAUAUCGUUACACGUGGAAUCGAGAGAUCAUCGUCAACUCCCAGAAGCUCGUGAAAAGACGCUGAGUAUCGGAAAAUAUCCAGGGCAAUCACACGUGGAAGAAUUACGCGUUCUUCUUCGUCGUCAUACGGAUUGUGGCGCGCUACGUCGGCGCUACCGAAGGAACGAUCAUAUUGGAAUCAUCGGCCUUUCCCAAACAGCUACAUUAAACACACACUCAGCCUCCCACCUCCCAUUCCUCUAACAAGGAAAACACCAAGCGAUGGCUGCCCUAUGCUACAGCGAACCCUUCUCAGAUUGGCUUGAAGAGAAGAUCGAGCUGCCUAUAUUCGAUCAAAUAUCCGUUUCUGAGAACGGCCAAAAUAAACCACCGCAGCCGCCGCCGAUCGUCUAUCCGACUAUCGUGAAAGUGCAGCAACAGCAGCAAGAUGACACGCAAACUCUUUUACAAGAAUUUGAAACUGUCUUGGGAGAUGUCGAAGCUUGCCAUCAGAUCAUUCCGCCAACCAGCUCCACGCUCACUCCUCCGCAAUCACCCCCUCAUAAAGCAAUCAAUGUUGACACGCAGCUGUUGGUCACCCUACAGCCCGUUCAACCUCUGUACACCGCCGGUCAACCCAUUUACAAUAUGGUCGUUCCAGCGGAAGAAUCGCUGUACGCAAGCGAUUCGCCGCGCCAAUGGAACCCCGAGAAUAUAUCGCUAAGUCCGCUCGGCGGGGAUGUUGCGAAUGACUUAGCGGUAGUGGAUGAAUAUGUUCGCUCACACGCUGAGGACAUACCGUCACCGUCGAGUCCGUGCACCAGCUCCGGCGGCAGUUGCAUCUCGAAUGAAGAUUCCGCCGAUGAUCCCGAUUGGAGUUUUGAGUCUGAGAGACAAAGUUUGAAACAUUCAGUUUAUGAUUCAUCGAAGAACCGUCACAAACCUUAUUCUCGACCAUCUGUCGAGGACAAGAAAGUACGAAAAAAGGAACAGAAUAAGAACGCGGCUACGCGUUACCGUCAGAAGAAGAAGCAAGAAAUUAAGGAGAUAGAAGGCGAGGAGCGCGAGCUUACCGAGCAUAACGAAAAGUUGAAAACUCAACUGGAGGAAGUGCAGCGCGAGAUAGGAUAUCUGAAAGGAUUGAUGAGAGAGCUGUUCAAGGCUAAGGGUCUUCUUAAGUAAUCCAUUCAUCCGGAAAUCUCUACUAUAUCGUCAAUAUCGUUGUCCGUUUUUUAUUUUAUCUAGAUAUUAGAUCUACUAAUUUUAGUUUUAGAAUUUUCUUUUGGCACUAACUAUUUUACAAUCCUACUACUAUUUACAAUCAUUUACUAUUGUAUCACACAUCAUUUGUUCGCGUUUUUCUUAUUUCUUAACAAAUAUUUUUUAAUGUGUAUUUUAUAUAUAACUUACCCGCAGCUUUUUAGAAAGAUUAUAGACUUGUUAAAGUAAAAUAUAUACCAUCUCCUAAUCUACUAAUGAUUCGUCAUCGACAUCAGCAAGCGUAAUACAUUAGAUAAUGCGUGUGAAUUGUCGAGUAUGCAGGUUAGUGAAGUUCUAAAAUCUGCUUGCUCGUGCACAUUCCACCAGAUAUCUAACGUAUUCUUUGGAUGCGAAUUUUUUCAUUCCGAUUAACUUUUAUUCUUAAUUGCAUAAUACUUUCGUACAACAAAUUAUGUAGCAAGUAAUAAAUGGGUUCUAUAAAAAAAAGCAAA
Linepithema humile (Argentine ant) is the source of this 2475-nucleotide messenger RNA. It is a transcript of the gene crc, whose product is annotated as bZIP transcription factor crc. Gene Ontology annotation, biological process: regulation of transcription by RNA polymerase II. Gene Ontology annotation, cellular component: nucleus. Gene Ontology annotation, molecular function: DNA-binding transcription activator activity, RNA polymerase II-specific; RNA polymerase II transcription regulatory region sequence-specific DNA binding. The record is from RefSeq and is a predicted model, not a curated record. Lineage: Eukaryota; Metazoa; Arthropoda; Insecta; Hymenoptera; Formicidae.